Messenger RNA from Amoebophrya sp. A120, 1950 nucleotides. The record is from the annotation of a GenBank genome assembly. Lineage: Eukaryota; Dinophyceae; Syndiniales; Amoebophryaceae.
AUGUCGCGCUGUUGCCGCGGAUACAAACCGAGACGGGAAGAUGCUGACGACGACGAGGCAGAUUCCUCCGAUGGUGCGAUUGAAGAAAUCCAAGGCUGUGACAUCUUUCGCCACUGUCCCGCGCUGGGCUUACGCUGCGUAACCAUCCCCGCCAAGCUGGAUGGAAUCACCCUGGGCGCGUGGCCGUACGUGGGUUUCGCCACCCGCGCCGUCACUUCUACUGGGCGCACCUGCAACGCCCAACUAACCGCGGCGUCCUUUUCCGAACUCAAGGGGAAAAACAAAACGCAGGUGGCGUUCAUCAUGCGGGAAAGUCGCGAGGCCAUAAGCAUGCCCAAGGCCGACACAAAGUUUCACACCGGCGAUCGUGUGCUCCUUUUCUUCGAUCCCGCCGACGAGCCAGCGGAAUCCUGGUGGACGGAGGUUUUUGAAGAAAAGGGCAUCCAAACAUUUCCAGAUCGUGAGCGGGAACAUCAAACAUUCAGCAUUGACCAGUUGGCUUUCUGUCGUGUCACCUACCAAGGCGCGCCAGCAGUUUUGGGCCCCGCCGUCUUCCUGCCGCCCGCCGACGAGAACGUGCGGGAGUUUCUAGAUUUGCGAGCGACGCUCGGACUCGGCUGCAUUGCGGUACAAGAAACGACGAAGGGUACUAGCCGUACUUCUGACAUUGCCACAAACGGCACCAAGUAUGCGGGGCCAAAGACGGUCGUGUACGAACGCGAUUCGCUUUUCUUUGUCAAUGUCGCGAGCGAGUCAAGUAGGUUGCUAAGGGCGAAGCGCUGCCACUUGUUCCGGAAAUUGUUGCGGAAUCCGGAGACGAUCCUGCCAAGACCGCUGCACGUGCCGUAUAAUCUUUCCGAGGAGGUAAGGCAACUAGUCGAUCUGGAGCCAGCUCUGCCAGAAGCGUUGCUCCAAGAAAUCAGGGUCCUGCGACAGCUCCAUGAGCUCGUGAAGAUGAAACAGCAAGUCACAUGGCGCUGCCACGUCACAGGAACGACGACCGCUGUUUCACUUACUACAUCUAGUACACACUGCAGCUCUGCAGCGAAGGCAACUGGAAUGCAACCAACUCCAACUCCAACCCCCGGCGGUCCUCCUGCUACCCUCCAAUUGGAACUGCCGCUGGCGAAACUGGUCUGCGUUUUCGAACCCAGACUCCAGUACUGGUACCAAUCCUGGCAGGAAAAGAUCCCGGAUUUGCUGCGCCCCCUGCUGAGCCCCGAUUACGGUGAGAGUUUUGCGGAUCUCGUCCGAUUUCUCCGGAACGGUUUGGAACACAUCACGCACCAAGGCAGCGAACAAGUACGGCGUGAACUUCUCCGCUGGUGCCCCUGCCCGCGCAAGUGGCAGCAGGUGCAGGAGCCCAGCAAGGAAACCAUGGAGGUGCUGUUUCUCUUGCGGCUGCUUGCAGAAGACAACGAAAUGUUCCGGCUGCUGCCUCUGGUGUGCAAACAGGUUCUGGAGGUUGUAGGGAGAUUGUGCGCAGGAUCACACAACUUCUUGUGCGCGGAAAAUAGUACUAGUACCUGUUCCGAGUUGUACAUCGCAGAGCUUUUGCAGCAAACUGGCGGCGAAGUACGGGACGCGAUUCGAGAGCCAGGUCUCUUCUUUCUCAUUAAGUUGCUCUCGUCCGAUGCAGAUGUAACCGCGGUCGCCAUCAUUUUGGAGAGCUUUCCCAAUCUACUGGAACUACGGAACGCGUAUGGCGAGACCGUUGCAGCGUAUUUGCGUUCGUGCAUCAGCUACUAUGGGAAUGAUGCGCGAGGAAAGUAUACAGAUCAACAUCCCGUCAAUGCAACAGGUUCGUCGUCAGACGAGAAUUAUGUUAGUCUUCUGGAACGUCUUCAACACCGGCUUUUCAACUCUGAGGAGCUCGCAAAUACCACUGGAGGUCUUUUUCCAGAUCAGGACUGCGAUGAAGAAACGCCUAGUAAACGGCGGAAGCUGUAG